GAGUCGCGCCACGGGCGGAGGGCAGCGCGGGGCACCCGGGCUGGGUCGGGCGCCGCGAUGGGACUGCGGGCGGUGGGACUGCUGCUGCUGGUUACGCUGCUGACAGUGCCCGGAAGCGACGCAGAGGUCUGCGGAGAAGGAGAGUACUUAUAUGAGGACAUUUGCUGCAUGCUGUGCCCGGCAGGUACUUACGUUGCUCAACACUGCAGGAUUCCACAUUCAAGGGGAAAAUGUGCCUCUUGCACUGAAGGAAGAGAUUACACCGCCCAUGCGAAUGGCUUGGAAGAAUGUUUACUAUGUAGACAAUGCAAAGACGAUCAGAUAACUUUGAGAACCUGUACUGUGACCAGUGACACUGAGUGCCAGUGCCACCAGGGGUACUUCUGCCCUGCUGAAGGCUGUGAAAUAUGUCAGAGAUGCACUGAAACGUGUCCAGAAGGGAGAGAAAUUGUGCAGAUUUGCAAUGCUACAAUGGACCUAGGAUGUGGCUUACCUGAUCAAGGAAAUAAAUAUUUUGCUUGGAUGAUUAUAGGAAUUUUCGCUGCUGUUGGUUUUGCUGGUUUGCUUGCCUUCUGCGCAAUAAGGAAAUGUAAGAGUGCUAAAGCUACUUUAUCUGACAAAGCAGAGAGAGGCCCGGAGGAUGAAGAUAAUAUGCUUUUACAAGAAGUGAAGGUAAUCCGAAAUAAUGCAUCCCAUCCAGAUAAUGAGAACUCUGGUGAGAGCCCAGAGGGCCAAGCAUACAAUGAUGUUAAUUCAGAAGUGAAAAACACAUCUCCAGAGGAAAAUAGUGCUGUGUCUUAUGAGAGAGGCACUAUCCCACAGAAGAACUUGUGGUGCCAAACACGAGAAUGUUGGAAGAGGAUCAAAAACUAUUCAUCAUCUCCAAAAAAUAGAUGUAAUUCUACUCUUCAGCCAAACACCCAGUGUAAAGUAAGUGGUGUUAGGAUGCCAGCCUACUGUAUGGUACAAAAGCAGAAGUAUCAAAUAAGUAUUAAAGAUCUCACUCAGAAAGAAGCGAGAGAUUGCUUUUUUGCUUUUAUAAAGGAAGUACCAGUGAAAAAAUGGAGGAAGCUUAUGAGAACUCAUCUGGAGGAAAAUGAUAUUGAUAAAAUUAUAUAUAACUGGCCUAAUGACAUAGACGAACAAUCUUAUCAGAUGCUCCUCAUGUGGAAAAACAAAAUGGGGGAGAAACAAUCUAUUAUUAAGUUACUAGAUGAGCUAUGGGAUAUAGAUACCAGGGCUUACAGUAAUAUAGUCCACACUUUAACAAGUAAUAACAUUAUAAGUAAAAAAGAAGCUACAGCUUAACAUUUCCAAUGAACUUCAGAAAUGUUUCGGUAUAUAUAUAUAGGAAGUGUGUAUAAAUAAGGAUGUCAUAAGCUGCUGGCAACAGUGGCACUGUGGAUGUGAUGCCCUUCAUACCUGCACACAGGGGCUGGAAGUCGUUUAACACAGCCUGUGCUGACUUGUGACAGGACUCCGGCAGCAAUAUUUGCUCUUUUUUUUUCCUUUUUUUUUUUUUUUUUUUGGAGUUGUACAAUGUGAAACUCAGGUACCAGCGGCAAUUCAGGGGCUCCGAGCUUCAGUUUGCCUUUCCUACGUGAAGCUGUGAGGAAAGAAGCUGCCUUUCCUGUGCUCUGUGGAGCCGAGGACUCCUGCUGCAGUUUCUGACUGAACUGCCUUAUUUUUGUUUACGAGAUAAUCGCAUUUCAUUUGUGGUGGGAGCACGUGGCAUGCGAAAUGUUCUGUCCAAAGUACGGCAAUAAAAACACACUGAAGAAA
Gallus gallus (chicken) is the source of this 1782-nucleotide messenger RNA. Its product is annotated as death domain-containing tumor necrosis factor receptor superfamily member 23. The record is from RefSeq and is marked validated. The transcript is spliced from 10 exons. Gene Ontology annotation, cellular component: cell surface; plasma membrane. Bases 58 to 1308 code for a protein of 416 amino acids. Gene Ontology annotation, biological process: positive regulation of apoptotic process; apoptotic process; immune response. NCBI's taxonomy places the organism in Eukaryota, Metazoa, Chordata, Aves, Galliformes, Phasianidae. Gene Ontology annotation, molecular function: transmembrane signaling receptor activity; protein binding.